This is a messenger RNA of Fusarium keratoplasticum, 636 nucleotides long. RefSeq lists its product as uncharacterized. Bases 1 to 636 code for a protein of 211 amino acids. The transcript is spliced from 2 exons. The record is from RefSeq and is a predicted model, not a curated record. Lineage: Eukaryota; Fungi; Ascomycota; Sordariomycetes; Hypocreales; Nectriaceae.
AUGAAGCCCGCCUUUCGUCCCUUGUCAGAUACCGGCGAUGAGAUUCCGCCACAGCACUCCAACGUCAGUGUACCCGACAUGAGCAGUGUCUCCGAGCACAGCGUGGACACAGCACGGACAAGUCCAUCGUCAGUCCAUAAGCUGGUUGACUUUGCACUGGUCCUUCGUCCGGGGAGUGAGCUCCAAAACCUGAUCCAGACUUUCUUAUGGAAGCAGUCAAGCAAAACGUCAACUAUCAACCAACCCUCAUAUGAGCCUCUCCGCACACGCCCAGCCCCCAUCUUCGUCGAGACGAAAACCGCAUCUGGAAACAUGGACACAGCCAACGCUCAGCGGGGCAUCUGGGUGGCUGCAUGGCACCAGCGACUACGCAGCAUCAUUGACCUCGGAGGCGGGACAAAGAGGGUCAUUACUGUGCCUGUAAUUAAGGUGGUGGGCAGUGUCUGGACCCUCCUGUUUGUGACAGAUGCCGGCCCAGAGAUUCACCUCCUGGAUGGCGACUUUCGAAUUGGCGAUACCAGUAUGAUUGUUGGCAUCUACCAGCUGAAGGCCGCCAUGCCAGCACUCGCAGUAUGGGUCAAGAAGACAUUUGAACCCUGGAUCUCUUCCCUUUUGACUCGUGUCAAUGGGCCGUAA